CUCUAUAAAAUAAGCUAGGUAAGUAUGGAUAAUACUAAAUCGUUGAUUGAAGAUGUCGAUUCCAUUAUUGAGAGGCUGUCAUUACUUUGCAGUACUAGUUCUAAUAGAGCUACUAGUCAUAGAGAAUUUCGUGAAGGUCUUCGCGCAUUGGUGGUAGCAGAUAGCAUAGCGUGCCGAUUGAUUACUUCGCUGAUGCUUAGAAAGUAUGAUUAUCAAGUGACUGGUGUUAAAAACGGGUUUGAAGCUUUAAAAAUGCUUAGAGAGAUGCCAGGUUACUUUGAUCUUGUCAUAAGUGAUGUACAUAUGCCCGAGAUGAGUGGGUUUCAACUACUUCAGUGCAUAUUGCAGGAAUUCGCCACUCUUCCCGUGUUUCUGAUGUCCGGCGAUGACGAUCGUGAAAUGAUGACAAGAGGAAUCCAAAAUGGUGCCGCUUUUUAUCUGACCAAGCCUCUGACUUAUUCUGACAUUGAGAAGUUAUGGCAACAUGUUUUUACAAAGAAUAUGGAAACCAAAAACAUGAGAAAAACAGAAAGUCGUGGACAAAAUUCGUUGCCGCGCAAAAAUCAAAAGAUUAGUAACAUUGGUGGAUCAUCAUCUGAAGCUAAUGACCAGAAUCAAAAGAUUGGUAACAUUGGUGGAUCUCAAUAUUCAUUUUCAUCAUUCCAAGAAGAGUCAAGAGACAGUAGCUUUCAAGGUUUUAACGCUCAAUCAUUAUUACUUCCCGCAAACAACAAUCAAAAGUUAGCGACACCAGCACAUCAAACAUCGCUUGAUCAUAAUGCUUCUAUUGAGAGCGAACAACCUAUUAAUCCGAAGAACAUCGCUACCGUCAGUCACAGCAACACAACCAUUUCAGGCAACGAAUUUAUGUCCGACCCCAACUUCAACAUAAGCGAGUAUUUAGUGGAUGGUGAUACUCAUGAUCCGCAGAACAUCGCUACCAUCAGUCAUUGCAACACGACCAUUUCAGGCAACGAAUUAAUGUCCGACCCCAACUUCAACAUAAGCGAGUAUUUGGUGGAUGGUGAUACUGAUGAUCAGCAGAACAUCGCUACCACCAGUCACUGCAACACGACCAUUUCAGGCAACGAAUUAAUGUCCGACCCCAGCUUCAACAUAAGCGAGUAUUUGGUGGAUGGUGAUACUGAUGAUCAGCAGAACAUCGCUACCACCAGUCAUUGCAACACGACCAUUUCUGGCAACGAAUUUAUGACCGAACUCAACUUCAACAUAAGCGAGUAUUUGGUGGAUGGUGAUACUGAUGAUAGUGACAUCAUUUAGCUAGAAGAAGCUGGUAAGCUAUAGCUAGAGUGAAAAGUUGUAUGCUUGGACCAAUAAUCGUGGAUCAGGAGUCCAUCUUCUAUCUUUUAGACUAUAUUUUAUUUCUAGAUUUAGCUGCUAUUAUUUAUAGUUAAUUCUUAUUUAGCGAUGUCAUCCAUAGUGAAACAUACAGUAUUGUUUUCUGUGGUAUUAAACGGAGACUUUUUA
Molecule: messenger RNA, 1488 nt
Organism: Papaver somniferum (opium poppy)
Lineage: Eukaryota; Viridiplantae; Streptophyta; Magnoliopsida; Ranunculales; Papaveraceae
Product: two-component response regulator ARR11-like
Exons: 3
Coding region: 25-1281 (418 amino acids)
Biological process (GO): phosphorelay signal transduction system; cytokinin-activated signaling pathway
Source: RefSeq, a predicted model, not a curated record